This is a messenger RNA of Cucurbita maxima (winter squash), 666 nucleotides long. Its product is annotated as jasmonic acid-amido synthetase JAR1-like. Bases 234 to 635 code for a protein of 133 amino acids. Gene Ontology annotation, cellular component: cytoplasm. The record is from RefSeq and is a predicted model, not a curated record. Lineage: Eukaryota; Viridiplantae; Streptophyta; Magnoliopsida; Cucurbitales; Cucurbitaceae. The transcript is spliced from 4 exons. Gene Ontology annotation, molecular function: acid-amino acid ligase activity.
AUCUUUGUCUCUCUCCAUUUAAACCAAGUAAAAAGCUCUGCAACUCUCUCUCUCUCUCUCUCUCUAGAACGGGGAAAGAGAAACACUUUCUUCCAUUGGUUACUGGUAACCGUUGGUUGUUUUUGACUUGUGACCGCCAAGCUCAAGUCGCAGUGGACUGUGUUGCGAACGCCGUUUGUUAAAUCACUCUCGAUUGAUUCCAAGUUGUGACUCUCAGUCUGCGACCGGCGAGAAUGUUGGAGAAAAUGGUGGAAGCAUUCGAUGGGGAGAAGGUGAUUGAGCAAUUCGAGGAAAUGACUAGAGAUGCUGAAAGAGUUCAGAAGGAGACUCUUAAGAAGAUUUUAGAGGAAAAUGGUUCGGCUGAAUACUUGCAGAACUUGGGAUUAAAUGGAAGAACUGAUCCUCAGAGCUUCAAGGACUGUGUCCCGCUUGUUUAUCAUGAAGAUUUGGAGUCAUAUAUUCAGAGAAUUGCAGAUGGCGCUUCUUCCCCUAUUCUCACUGGAAAACCAAUCAAAACCAUUUCCUUGAGCUCUGGUACUACUCAGGGGAGGCCCAAGUUAAUUCCCUUCAAUGAUGAAUUGUUGGAGACGACAAUGCAAAUUUAUCGCACUUCUUUUGCCUUUAGAAACAAGUAAUGAAACUGUCUUUUCUGUUCUAGAAUCUCUU